Penicillium mononematosum is the source of this 399-nucleotide messenger RNA. RefSeq lists its product as uncharacterized. Bases 1 to 399 code for a protein of 132 amino acids. NCBI's taxonomy places the organism in Eukaryota, Fungi, Ascomycota, Eurotiomycetes, Eurotiales, Aspergillaceae. The transcript has 2 exons. The record is from RefSeq and is a predicted model, not a curated record.
AUGGUCCACGAUACGCCCGAUCCCUCCAAUAGCGAACCUUUUAAAUGGUGGACUGUUAUUGCAAGCGGAUCUCCGAUACUUGUCGCGAGGGCCAAUGGCUACGUCGUAUCAUAUGUGGUGGAUCAGCUGUUGCAGUUGGUAUAUAAUGUUCGCGGGACGGUUCGAGCGGAAAAGCCAUGGCUGGAACUGUACUCCAAAAAGAACUACGAAUGGUUUGUGAACGUCAUGGAUACUGCUAGACUGUAUAUCAUCGCAACCCUAGACAUGGAGGUAGAAUACGAGCGCCUUUCAGCGUGCGUACCACUUAUGAACUGGGCCCAGGUUAUGGCGAUCCUGCAGAACCUGCGGCCAAGUAACGCCCUCAUCCCUACAGCACCCACCGAGGAACCUAAGGAUUAA